This is a messenger RNA of Branchiostoma belcheri (Belcher's lancelet), 4361 nucleotides long. Its product is annotated as rho guanine nucleotide exchange factor 17-like. The coding region runs from base 4 to 2922 and encodes 972 amino acids. NCBI's taxonomy places the organism in Eukaryota, Metazoa, Chordata, Leptocardii, Amphioxiformes, Branchiostomatidae. The transcript has 23 exons. Gene Ontology annotation, biological process: actin cytoskeleton organization. The record is from RefSeq and is a predicted model, not a curated record. Gene Ontology annotation, molecular function: protein binding; guanyl-nucleotide exchange factor activity.
GACAUGAGAAAGCAUGUCGCUCAGAAUCUACUGGAGACAGAACGCUCGUAUGUAGAUGGCCUACAAGCACUGAUCGAGGGUUACCUGAAGCCACUGAAGAGGCCGGAAAAUGCGGGGAUCUGCGAGUCGGAGCUGGUGGACAAGAUCUUCUACCAGAUCCCGGAGAUCCUGGAGCACCACCAGCACUUCCUGGAGCAGAUCACCAACCGCACGCGCUCCUGGCACCCCAGGCAGAAGAUCGGGGACAUCAUCGUCAACACGUUCACCAAAGACUUGUUGGUGGAGUCGUACAGAGCCUACAUCAACAACUUCCUGACAGCGAAGGCAGCAGUACGGAUGGCCGAGCAGGCCAAGCCUGUCUUCAGCAAGUUCAUAGAGCAAUGUGUCCGUGAGAACAAGGAGAAGCAGGGUUUGGCUGACCUGAUGAUCAAACCUGUACAGAGGAUUCCUCGCUAUGAGCUGCUGAUAAAGGACCUGUUGAAGCACACGCCAGAGGACCACCCUGACUACAGCAGCCUGAGACUGGCUCAGGAGGAGAUCCGUACCCUGGCAGAGAGGAUGAACCGAGGGGAGCAGGAGGUGGAGGAGAUGGAGAGACACAUGCAGCUGCUCAGGGAGCUGGAGGGGCUCAUCGAGGGGGUGGGGGAGGGCGAGCUUGUUGCAACCCAUCGGAGAUUCAUUCACCAAGACAUUAUAUAUGAGAUGCAAAAGGGCCAGCCUGGUAGUAAGAAGGAGAGGAGUCUGUUCCUGUUCUCAGACCUGCUCAUCUGUACAACAUACAAGAGGAGGACUGGGUCUCUCAGGAGGAGCUCCAUGAACCUGUUUUCCAUGAGCAGUAACAUUGACACUGGCAGCAAGUAUAAGGUUCUGUGGAAACUGUCCUUGGACCAAAUAGAGGUCAUCAAAGGUGAGGCAGUUGGCAGCAGCCGUGUGAACCUGGAACACAGUAUACAGAAGUUAGAGGAGGACCUGUCAGCUAUCAGGGAGAUGGUCAACAUGGCCGACUCACUCAACUCUCCUCACCAGACCCUGACAGAACUUCUGCAUGACUUGCUGGAAGUGGCAGAGAAACAGCUGCAGGAGAAGCAGGCCUUACAGCUCACCAUGAAGACACACGCCAACACCAAACUGGAGCUCACCACUUCUUCCCUUGAAGGCAUGGAGAACUUCAUCUAUAUCUUUGGCACACCAGAGGCAAAGUCAUCAUGGGAGACUGCAUUUUCCGAUGCCAAGCAGAAGCUAGCUUCAUCUAAGCAGUGCUGGGACCCUGUAUUCCUAAAGCCUAUCCCCAUCAUGAAGACACGCAGUGGUAUGCAGUUUUCCUGUGCGUCUCCAAGCCUGAGCAGUGUGACUGGAACGAACCGUUUUGUGUGGAUCUGUAACAGUGAUGGUUAUGUGGGACAGGUUUGCCUGUUAAGCAUGGGGAAAGACCCGAGCCUUGCUGCAUGCAUCUCGGUGUGUUCCGCUCGCAUCUUCUGUAUCACUGCUGUUCCUGCCAUCAACGGGGCCAAGAGAACGACAAGUACAGAUGAGGCGCCCAAAGCUGCAGCCAAGAAGGACAAGCAGCAGGAGUCUAAAGGUGGGAACUCAGACAGCAGUGAUGAGGAGGUGUCCUCCCCGACUAACAAGAACACCAUCCCCCCCAUCCGCACACAACCCUCACUAUCACCAUUCCUGUCCCAUCAACAAGUCGCUACAGGGAACAAGAGACAUGCACUAGUGAUCUCUGAAGAAAGCGACUCAGAUACAGAAGAUGACACAAAGGAAGCCGACAACAAGAAGACCCACGACGUGUGGACGGAGAUGACAGACAAACAGAAGCAGGAGGUGCAGCUGCGGGAGGAGGGAGAAGACGAGAAAUCUCGCCAGGCGGCUCUCGGGGAGGGAUUCGCCUUCAGGAAGACGAGUUUCGGCACGGCGGUGCAGGGGAGCCUAGAGGACCUACUGGUGUCUCCUAGUGCUGCUCACAACACCAUGUGGCUGGGGACAGAGGAUGGGUGUAUCCACAUCUACCAGUGUGGGGAUCCAGAGAACAUCAGGAAGAGCAAAAACAGAACCAAGUUGCAGCACACUGCAGCUGUACAGGACAUUCUGUAUCUGGACAACAAAGUGUUUGUGUCCUUAGCCAAUGGUGACAUGGUUGUGUAUCGAAGGGAGCCAGGUUGUGGUUGGGACCUGCAGCAGCCCAUCACCCUGACCAUAGGUAAUGUGAACAGUCCCAUCACACGUAUGCUGGCUGUGGCAGGGAGGGUCUGGUGUGGAUGUCAGAACAACAUCAUGAUCAUGAACACAACUUCUCUAACUGUGGAGCACUCCUAUGAGGUGACUGAUGACAGCAGCCGUGUGAUUAACUGUAUCGUGAGCAUGGGUCUGGGUGUGUGGGUGUCCCUGCUGGGGUCUGCACAGCUGCGCCUGUUCCACGCCACGUCAUACUCACUCCUGCUGGAGGUGGACGUCGCUCCUGCAGUUCACAAGAUGCUGGCAGGUUCGGAUGCGAUCAUCCGUCAGCACAAGGCAGCCUGUCUCAGGAUCACGGCCCUGCUGGCGUGUAAGGACCUGCUGUGGGUGGGGACCAGUGCAGGGGUGGUGGUGACCGUCCCCCUCCCCCACAUCACCACCAACACCACCAGUCUACGCCACGUCCCCACCGUGCUGGGGUCCUCGCACGGACACACCGGACAUGUACGCUUCCUCACCGCCGUCGAGCUGACCGCAACGAAAAGGAUGGGUAAUGUCAUCAUGGGGUCGUUGAAAAGUGGCGGCAGCUGGCGUUCCCAGGCUGAGGUCAGCCCCGUCACCCCGGCGCUGUCAAUGUUAGUGAUCAGCGGCGGCGACGGUUACGAAGACUUCCAUCUCAGUUUCCCCUCCGACACUGCCGGGCGUGACGACAGCACCAACCACUUACUACUCUGGCAGGUGUAGCCGAGCACUUCUACACACAUGUAUCAUAUUUUAUACACCCCAACAAAUGAAAUGUAUGUAAAAAUCCUUAUAUAGGAAUUAGAUAUCGAUGCCUAUUUUAAUUGUUGCCUCAGUAAAACAUAUAUUAUUAUGAUAAUGUUAAGAACACUUGUGUAAAGUAACUUCUCAUAAAUCCACUGUUAAUGUAUAUGAUUAUUUUUACAAGAAGGAUGAAUUUUGUACUUACUUAGCACAGAGGCAUCUGUGCGAAACAUAAUGCACCAAUUUUACAUUUUCUGUAAUAUCAUAGCAUAUAUAAUGGUACAUGGCUUCUCACUUAGUGUGUUUUAUAAGUCUGAAAUGGGAUGGGGCGCUGAGUGACUUUUAAACACAGAAAGUCCCAUCUUUCAAAGAAUGGUAUUUGAAUGUGAUGUUUUUUCCAAACAGUAUUUUGAUGUUGAUGAUGUGAAUGAAGCUUUGAGAGAAUAUCAGAAUUAUAAGAUUGUUGGGCAAAUGUGGGAUUUUGCACAAGGUGGCACAGCCAACACUUACAUCUGUACCAGUGUGUUGGACUCUGUUAUGCACAGAAAGAAAGACAUGUUCUGGUAGUAAGCCAUACAUGUAGAGAACAACUUAUAAAGGCAACAGUUUUUGCUUUGCAGAAAUUAAAGCUGCUUUUGAAAUUCACUGUAAAGAAAAAGAAAUGACCAAUCCCUUAUAUUUCGAAAAUGAGUUCAAAGUGGCUGUAUGAAGUGUAGUACAGUAAUUAUGUCUUUGUAUUGACCAUUAUAAAUACUCUGUUGUAUCUUGUGCCAAUUGUUAUAAUAGGAAUGUUAUGUAUGUUCUAAAGAUAUGAGUCUUAGCUGUGUACAGUGGUACCAUAAGUAAACAGUGAAUUUUUCCCUCCGACUAAUUUUUUUACUCGAAAUCUGAUAUUUUAUAAACAAUUUGAUUAAAAGAUAGGAAAGUUUCUUUUUGUACAAGGAAAGUAGAAAUACAGUGCAGAAAUAAAAGGUUUCAAACUUGUCAUUAUAAAUGCCAUAAAGUUUAUGAAUAUAUAGGCUUGUGUACCUUGAUAAAAAAUAUGUAAUUCAUAUUAUGAACUGCAUGAGUAUGUAUAGGAGACCACAAAGAUUAUUCAUGUAUUUGGCUAUCUUGCCUUGUCAUGAUGGCCUAGCUAUCUGAGGUAAAAUGUCUUUAGUGAUUUGUAUUUAAUUGACGUUGAUUAAAAGAAGAGGAUAUUGUGUAAGUAUGCCAUAGUUUUAUAGCCAUAUGAUAUUUUACUCUAUAGGAUUGAAGUCCCCAUAAAGGAUCAGUACUUAAUUUUCUAUUACAAAAGUCUUUCCACUGUUUUAAAGUUAAACAUGACACUGGAACAUCUCUUGCCAUUUUAUUGGGAACUUUCCAUACAUUGUAACAAAUUUUAAAGAUUAUCUUAUGAACAAUAAACAUUCAGCCUU